Messenger RNA from Talaromyces amestolkiae, 1392 nucleotides. RefSeq lists its product as uncharacterized. NCBI's taxonomy places the organism in Eukaryota, Fungi, Ascomycota, Eurotiomycetes, Eurotiales, Trichocomaceae. The transcript has 5 exons. Gene Ontology annotation, cellular component: cytosol. The record is from RefSeq and is a predicted model, not a curated record. Gene Ontology annotation, molecular function: L-glutamate dehydrogenase (NADP+) activity. The coding region runs from base 1 to 1392 and encodes 463 amino acids.
AUGUCAAACUUGCCUUCGGAACCUGAGUUCGAGCAGGCCUACAAAGAACUCGCCUCAACUCUCGAAAACUCAUCUCUCUUUCAGAAACAUCCCGAAUAUCGCAAGGCGCUCAAGGUCGCCUCGAUCCCCGAACGCGUCAUUCAGUUCCGUGUUGUCUGGGAAGAUGACAAGGGCGAGCUGCAAGUCAACCGCGGUUACCGGGUGCAAUUCAACUCUGCCCUAGGUCCAUACAAGGGCGGUCUCAGAUUUCACCCCAGUGUCAACCUGUCCAUUCUCAAAUUCCUUGGGUUUGAGCAAAUCUUCAAAAAUGCGUUGACCGGAUUAAACAUGGGCGGCGGCAAAGGAGGUGCCGACUUUGACCCCAAAGGAAAAUCAGACAAUGAGAUCCGCAAAUUCUGCGUCGGGUUCAUGACUGAAUUGUCGCGCCACAUUGGUGCUGAUACUGAUGUGCCUGCCGGCGAUAUUGGUGUCUCUGGACGAGAGAUUGGAUACAUGUUUGGACAGUACAAGAAGAUUCGUAACCAGUGGGAAGGUGUUCUCACUGGUAAGGGCUUGUCCUGGGGAGGAAGCUUGAUUCGCCCCGAGGCUACUGGAUACGGUCUUGUUUAUUACGUUCAACACAUGAUUCAACACGCCAGCAAAGGCAAGGAGUCUUUUGAAGGUAAACGCGUCGUGGUCUCUGGCUCAGGCAACGUCGCCCAAUAUGCAGCUUUGAAAGUUAUCGAACUAGGCGGAACAGUCGUUUCUUUGUCAGACAGCAAAGGAUCCCUUGUCAUCGCCAACGAGACGGAUGGCUUCACACCUGAAGAGAUCUAUGCCAUUGCCGACCUCAAGGUUGCCCGCCGCCAACUUAGCUCCAUCUUCUCCGCCGACGCUGCAGAAGCGAAAUUGUUCAGCACCGAGAAAUUCAAAUAUAUCGAAAAUGCUCGCCCAUGGCUCCACGUCGGCAAAGUCGACGUCGCUUUGCCAUGUGCCACACAGAACGAAAUUUCUGGCGAAGAAGCAAACGGUCUAAUUGACGCGGGCGUCAAAUUCGUUGCCGAGGGAUCAAAUAUGGGUUCUACCCAAGAAGCCAUCGAUAUCUUUGAGGCGGACCGAACCUCCAAAGCUGAGAGUAUAUGGUACGCACCCGGCAAAGCUGCUAAUCUCGGUGGUGUCGCCGUCUCUGGUCUUGAGAUGGCGCAGAACUCGGCCCGACUCAGCUGGACCCGGGAAGAGGUCGACGCUAAGCUCAAGGAUAUCAUGAAAGCGUCCUUUGAGAAUGGAUUGGAGACUGCCAAGGAAUUUGUGCCGUCGUCCGGAGAGGAGUUGCCUUCUCUUGUUGCGGGAAGUAAUAUUGCGGGCUUUAUGAAGGUGGCAGCUGCCAUGAAGGACCAGGGAGAUUGGUGGUGA